AUCGGAGUCAGCGAUCCAGUCGCAGUCUCCAGGCAAGAGAACCAGGCUCCACGGAGAUGUGAAUGCCACGUCAUUCAGCGUGGAUGACGCGACUCCUUCAUUCAGCCAUCUGGCCCAUCGUCUCCAACGCCGAAGUGUAGGAGAUCCAAUGCGCCGAUCCUCAUGUUCCUCCGCAUCGGCGGAGAAUGUGACGACGCUCCAAGUUGAGAGCGUUUCGGCACCGAUGGACGUGGACGAUGCCGGUGCCAGUGCCAGUGCCAGUGGUACGGGAACGAUCAGCGAGCCAGCGCAGACCUUCGUGACCACCCUGGGGAUGGAUUCAAUUGCGCCUGAGAAACGGGUACGACCUCUAAGCUGGAAGGCGAAGCAAAUCAACACCCAGAAAGCCCAGAAGCCUGAGAGAAUUGGAAAGCCCAAUUCGCGGCGGCCGCAGAAGAGAAAGUCCAAGUCACUAGCGACCCAGGACGAGGCUCAGAUGUGUCAGUGGCCUGCAAGACCCGAACAGGAAGGAUCGUUUCAAUGGCAGUUUGUACAGUGUGAUAACUGCGACUUGUGGUAUCACUUUGGGUGUGUUGGUAUUGGUGAGGGAGAUCCUCGUUUGGAGCCAGAAUCUGUCUUCAUCUGUCCGCCAUGCUGGUACGUGUCUAUUGUUGAUUCAUACCUCCUCCGUUCAAUGAAUGGACUUGAACUCUUUAGCGUCUUAAGUGCAAAACGUCAGACCAUGCGCAAGCGCGAUGGAACAUGUGCCCGUCCAGAUUGUUCACAUACCCAGCUUGAACCAGAAGAGUUUAUCAUCGAGCGCCUAGUCGGGCGGAAAACUAUCGGGGCAGCUGGAUACCUGUUUUUGGUGAAAUGGGAGGGGUAUGCGAUCGCGCAAGCUAGCUGGAUCCCUGAGGGGAGUAUAGUCGGCGCCUCUAAAAUAUUUGAUCGGUUUGUGACAGAUGCGACUGCUGAGGGUAUCGGUCUCAACGCGAAAGGCGUCAUUCUGCUGGAAGAGGCGAGAGAUGGCGGAUGGAGUGUCUAGGCUCUAGAUUGCGGUGUUCUAUCUUUCUCUUUAUAAGGCUACUAUUGUGCGUUCGGUUGAUCGGGCUUCCUACUUAAUUCUUAGAUACUGUAAUACCUAAUAGUUCACCCCAACUGUGUAUUACCAUUUCAUUAUCGGGAGCUUCACCGUUUCACUGCAUACAGUUACGUCGUGAAUCUCUACACCAAGUAAAAAUAUAUGGCAUAGGACGUCUAUCUAGAGAGAUGAAAAGAGAUUCCUCAUAAUUAUACUGGUGU
Molecule: messenger RNA, 1281 nt
Organism: Suillus paluster
Lineage: Eukaryota; Fungi; Basidiomycota; Agaricomycetes; Boletales; Suillaceae
Exons: 5
Coding region: 149-1024 (291 amino acids)
Source: RefSeq, a predicted model, not a curated record